GAUUAAUGUAAGCGUUCCAGUCGGUGCAAGCGAUUUAAGAAGAGUCAAUAUCGAUCAAACGUUAGACGUUAAGUGUGGUUUGAUCUUCCUGCAUCUGCGUUUUCCGACGAGUCGCUUUCGUUGAUGCUUGCGGCGCUCUGCAGUGGCUAAGAUUGAUUUACGACCAACCGAAUUGAAUUACGAUUUAUAGAGACUAAAUAUAACGAUCGAAAAUCGAUCGAAUUUUUAUCAAAGGUGUAUCAAAGGUAACAUACUAUUUCAAAUAUUAUUGAUCGCCCGAGAGCACCCUAAAAGAUCGGGAUGGGACGUAUAGACGUUCUUGGAGAUGAUGUUGGUGAUUUCCAAGUGUUUGCUUUUAAAAAUAUAUUUAACAGUUAUAAAUUAGACAGUUAUUAUGACGACGAUACGAUGAUAACAUUAUGCCAUCCUUCCACGCUGUGGAUCUAUUGCCUAAGCUAUCUUUCCGAGGCCUAUCGCUUCAAUCGAUACAUACUUUGAAAUCUUUCCAAAAUCAACGUUGAAUAUAGAGAGGAAUAUAAGGUAUCUUGUUUCUCACAACAAUGAUCUUAGUAUAAAUAUAGUUAGUUUGAAUUUCCUAAUUAAUCAAAAAAUCCCAUUGUGAAAAUUAACUCAAGGAACAUGUCAUAUAAUUGAUGUUUGGACCGACUUGCACACCGCUAUGAUUCAUAGCGCACCAUCGAACUCUCGGACUAGCCUGGAGGUCGAGUGGCAGUCUGUCGAUGAUAAGGACAUUCCAGCAGCAAUUUCGAAUCCCUCCUUCCCAUUGGCAGUUAUUUAAAAGCCGUCCUUCAACCUCACCCACCGGCCAAGGAUUCGUUGGCAGUUGGAUGCCAAAUCCGAUCGACUUCGGUUCGAAAUCAUCCGAUUUUUCACUCUUUCGCGUCGAUUUAAAAUCCCUGAAACCCAUCACCAAACCCUCCAGUGCUCUUCGCCAUGAACCCUUCUCAAUAUAUCUUCUUACUCUUCGUUGGAACUUUCUGUGUCUAUGGAUUGUGGAAAACCAGUUCUCUUUCCUGGCGAACCUCCACGGUACACGCGAAAGCGUCGAUUCAGUUCGACCUCUCCAUUCCAUCGUCUUCUCCAUCCGUUUUCCGUCGAUUCUCUAACAAAACAAACAGAAAAACCAUCGGCAAAAGUCAUAAAAAGUAUCGUGGAGUCGUAUCCAAAUACAUGCUAGAGCUGUACCACCGCAGAUCAGACGUGGACAUAGUUCGAGCGUUAGAACCGAUCCAUGUGUCAGGUCCGACCAACGAAGGAGCCAGGAUUCUGGUAUUCUCGAUACCUCCGAUCGACCCAGACGAAGCUCUAGAGGUAGCAGAGUUGCUCGGCGUUGUUGGAUCCAUUCUCAGAGUGCGUUUAGAUCAUACGGACGCUUUUGGAAGCUGCAAAUCGAGGAGGGACGAUAGUUGGAGGGCUUUCAAUGUUACUUCUGCAGUGGCUGCAAGGAGUGGUAGUGCCGUCAGAUUCCGAGUAUACGGUAGAGUCGGUUAUCAUCCUUGCGGAGACGGCCCAAUCUUGUUAUUGAGCUACGCCAAAGUGAGGAAGAGGCGCUUAAGGCGUUCCAUUCAAGAAGAAGAGACGGACGAAGACGACGGUCCCCGAAGAAGACGUAAGAAUUCCUGCAGACGACGAUCUCUUUACGUAGACUUUGCACUGAUCGCGUACGACGAAUGGGUCGUUGCUCCACCCGGGUACGAAGCCUAUCAGUGCUCUGGGAAGUGCUUUUACCCGUUCGGCGAUCAUCUUAGCCCCACGAAGCAUGCGAUCGUGCAGACGUUGGUACACGGUGCUCUCCAGGCUAUCGAGGGCGGCAGCAAACCUGUUGGCAGAGCUUGCUGCGUACCGACGAGACUAGCGCCUACCAGUCUGCUUUAUCUGGAUGCCAGUGGAACUUUAACUUAUCAGUACGGCUACGAAGACAUGGUUGUUGCCGAGUGUGGCUGUCGUUAAAGUGUUCAAAAUAUAGGUUUAAAAUUAGGCAAUUGAGUAAGGAGAAAAUGAAUUUUUAUGAAAAUUAAGAUAGGUUCUUAAAGAUCGAAAGAAAAGACAUUUUUUAAUCCUUAUGUUUCAAUCAAUUUAUUCCAACGAUUUACUUUGCGUUUCUUUAUGCAAGAUCAACUUUUAUACCUCUUAUCUCAUAUUCCGACAAAUAAAUUAAAAUUUCUCCAUU
Molecule: messenger RNA, 2191 nt
Organism: Bombus huntii
Lineage: Eukaryota; Metazoa; Arthropoda; Insecta; Hymenoptera; Apidae
Product: growth/differentiation factor 2-like
Exons: 1
Coding region: 955-1971 (338 amino acids)
Biological process (GO): BMP signaling pathway; SMAD protein signal transduction
Cellular component (GO): extracellular region
Molecular function (GO): growth factor activity; cytokine activity
Source: RefSeq, a predicted model, not a curated record